This is a messenger RNA of Fusarium venenatum, 1878 nucleotides long. RefSeq lists its product as uncharacterized. The record is from RefSeq and is a predicted model, not a curated record. NCBI's taxonomy places the organism in Eukaryota, Fungi, Ascomycota, Sordariomycetes, Hypocreales, Nectriaceae.
AUGGCGGGUCACAAGUUAACGCCUGCUGCUAUGGCAAGUAGUUUACUCUUGGGACUAUUACUUGCCAUUGGACAUCAUUUCUAUUACCUUUACCUUGACGGGAGGAUUGUUGAAAGCCAGAGUCAGCAGCAGUGGUUUUUGAGAGCAGGCACUGGUUUGGCCUUUUUAGUGAGGGCCUUUCUAUCUGCAGCCGUGGGAAUCGCAUAUACGCAAAUAUUAUGGCGAACCCUGAGAUCGAAACCCAUCACUGUUCAGGGAGUCAACUCACUUUUUGGCGUCGUCCACAAUGCGUGGGACUUUAUUACGUGGGAACUUUGGACUGCUGCCCCUUUACUCGCAGUAGUGGCUAUCAUCGCAUGGGCUCUUCCGCUUGUUGCUGUUGUCACCCCGGCUACUCUUACUGUCCAAGUCUCCUCCCAACCAAAUAUCACAGUCCUUGACGCUCCAAUUCCAAUUCCCGAUUACAGCAACUUUGCGACCUAUGGCGAGUACACGGGCAUGGGUGGAGGUGGAAUUCUCGUUCCAUCAACCUAUAUGUCGAGACUGAUUCUAUCAGUGGUGUCUUUGGGCUCUAUCUUGACUGUGCCAGCGCCAUUUCCGAAUUCAUCAUAUGCUCUCGAAUUCUAUGGCCCGACAAUAUCCUGCUAUACUCCGAAGAACGCGACAUUUCUGAAACAGGUGGACAAAAUUAUUCAGGAGAAAGAUUCCUAUUCAGCCACAUUAUACGCUGCCUUUGUACCCAGUUUCAGUCCUUACCGUUCCUAUUCCAAGAUUGAAGAAUAUGCAUUGCAGGGCUUGAAAGAUGCAUUGAAUAGUUCCGCACUAUCUUCACCGUCGUACAUAGACGAGACGUCAGCCACAAACGCAGACAGGCUCUAUGUGGUUGUGCCAAGUAUGGCAUACCCACCCAAAGCAAAUACGGCAAUCGAGUGCCAACUCCACAACGCAUCUAUUGCGCUGAACUUUACAUUCACCAACGGCCAGCAGAACGUCAAAUACAAGUCCAAAAAACUUAAUUCGGUGACGCACGUCGGCAAAGAAACGCGCUACGGUGAGGACCUCAAGCAUUGUAACGCUGCUUAUGCCUAUGGGUCGCUUUUUAGUGCUAUGGGCCAAUUCCUUGUUGGUCACCUAACCGAGAAUCACUACGGCAGGCUAUUUUCCACGUGGACGCAGAUUAGAAGUUCUGUUCUUAUGGAUACCAAGGAGAUGCAGAAUGUGAACAAAGACACGCCAGAGUCUAUGAUUGGAAAUAUCUCCUUGGCUAAUGCGCUGGAAGACAUAUUUGCAAACGCCACAAUCAGUAUGUUCAGCAAUCCGAAGUUUAUGCAAAACAAUACUGCUGCAUCCCGUGGCCCAGUUACUUAUUAUUCUGCACAAAACGAAUUCUCGUAUGAACCUCGCAACCUUUUUCUUGCAUACGGAAUAGGCCUUCUCCUUUCUUCCAUCAUUGUCAUAGUUGGGCUGCUAUGCAUCAAGUCUGCCUCAGCAUCCUAUGAAAGUGUCUUUUCAACUAUUCUACGAACGACAAGAAACCCUGACCUCGACACUAUCGUUCCUACAGCAGAGACUACAGGGGCAGAACCUCUUUCGAAACAUCUAAGCAAUGUCUGUCUGAUAUUACGUCGACAAGGAGGAGGACCCGAGAGUAGUAGUGAUGAAAGAGUGACGUUCUUCGCUGUGGAAUCCAAGUCGGACGAUAUGAAGGGGGAGAAAAUAUAUUCUCCAGCUGAAUCUUUGCUACGGCAGGACGAGACGAAAACACAAGCGGAUACGAUUGUUGAAGGCUCAAGUAUAGAUAACGAGUCACCAUGGGAAAGGAACAGAGGUCGGAAUCUUGAAAUGUCCAAUUACAGGGAGGCUAUAAGGAGAGGCUGA